Sus scrofa (pig) is the source of this 1927-nucleotide messenger RNA. RefSeq names its product distal-less homeobox 4 (gene DLX4). The record is from RefSeq and is a predicted model, not a curated record. Gene Ontology annotation, molecular function: DNA-binding transcription factor activity, RNA polymerase II-specific; RNA polymerase II cis-regulatory region sequence-specific DNA binding. NCBI's taxonomy places the organism in Eukaryota, Metazoa, Chordata, Mammalia, Artiodactyla, Suidae. Gene Ontology annotation, biological process: embryo development; regulation of transcription by RNA polymerase II; cell differentiation.
UGGAUUUAGGGGGGAGGGGAAAAGCCAUGGGGGACACCCCCCCGGAACCCCUUUCCCAGGCGCGCGCUCUCCGCUGGAAGAGGCGCAGAGAGACGCUUUGCCCGGGAUAAGUGUUGGGGAGGCUGGUUGGGGGGCGCAUCCGGCCCUAACGCCCGAGGCUCAGAAAAGAGAGAGUUGGCGGAGGGAGCGGACUCCGUGCCGGGCCAUGGCCUAGGCCCUUCGGCCCCGGCCCGGGCUGCAAUGACCUCUUUGCCCUGCCCCCACCCUGGCCCGGACGCCUCCAAAGCCAUCUUCCCGGACAUCGCCCCCGUCCCAUCGGUAGUGGCUGCGUACCAGGUUGGCCUGUCCCCCGCAACCGCAGCCGCCUCCGAUUUGCCCUAUUCUGGGCCGUAUGGCCACCUCCUAUCCUAUUCCUACGCCGGACCGGCGACCCCCGGAGACUCCUACCUGCCCUGCCAGCAACCCGCGGCAUCGUCUCAGCAGUCUCAAGAGCAGGAGGCAGACUCUGAGAAGCCGCUGCUGUCCCUGGAGCCCUCGGAGGGGCGCUCGCAAGCCCCGACCAAGAAGCUCCGCAAGCCUAGGACCAUCUACUCGAAUCUGCAGCUGCAGCACCUGAACCAGCGUUUCCAGCACACGCAGUACCUGGCGCUGCCCGAGAGGGCCCAGCUGGCCGCGCAGCUCGGCCUCACCCAGACGCAGGUAAAGAUCUGGUUUCAGAACAAACGCUCCAAGUACAAGAAGCUCCUGAAGCAGAACUCUGGGGGACAGGAAGGGGACUUUCCAAGGAGGUCCCCCUCCCUCUCUCCCUGCUCCCCACCCCUUGCAGCCCUCUGGGAUCUACCCAAGGCGGGGGCCCUGCCCACUGGUGGCUAUGGCAACAGCUUUGGAGCCUGGUAUCAGCAUCACUCCCCAGAUGUCCUGGCUCCACCUCAGAUGAUGUGAGUUUGGCAAAGAGCAGGUCAGGCCCCCAGCCCUCCUACAAAGCCCAGGCAGGACCCAGCCCACCUGCACCCCUUCUGGACCAGAAAAAGCCAGCUCCAGAUGGGUUUUCUCAGGAUGAGGAGCUAGAGGAGGGAAAGGAUGAGGUGGCGAGUCCUCUCCUUGCCUCCUAAUCCAAACAGCCUUGGCCAUUGCCCCCAUCAUCGCCACCGCCACCGCCACUGCCACCGCUGCUGCCGCCGCCACCACCACCACGGACUGGACACCUUCCUCCCAGCCAGUCAAAGGCUCUGGAGAGAGACUCACUGGCUGGGCUUCAGACUGUUCCCAGGAUCCCUAGUCUUGCCACCCCUUCCUUGAAAGAACAGCCAUCCCACCACAGCCUGGGGUCCAACCAGCCAACAGACACUGAGCGUUUUUUUCUCCAUGUGCCUUGGGCCUGGCCCACCCCAUUGACAAGUAAAAGCAGAAGCGAAGAGGACAUCCAGAGUCUUCCAGCUGAUCGCCAUCAAGCCCCACCCACUUUUGUUUCUCACAACUGAUGCACCUGUUCGCCAUGCUCUGAGGUAGACGGGACACCCAAAAUGAGGAGUUUUGUGGACCUAAGGGGGAUUUUUGCUCUCUUCCUAAAAAAGCCCCUUUUCCCCGUGUCUUCCCACAUUGGAUAAUGGAUCCAAUUAUCCAUCUGAUUCAACACGUAUUUAUUAAGAGUCGAGUCCUCAUACCUAACAAACCCACAUGCACACACUCUUGAGAACCCAGUAGGGUAACCCUUUGGGGAGAGUGCGGACACACAGGCUCUCUGGGUAACUGUAGGUAGAGAGGGCCCCAAAGAAGUGGGGUGGGCCCAGAAAUUCUGCUCCUCAUAGCUGUCUCUGUCCAGAGGAACUACUCAUAUUUAUAACCAACCUGACUAGCAGCCCCCCAAGCUCUUACCACCCCCCCAUAUCAUGAGCAUCUUGAUAUUAAAGUUUGUACAGAAACCUGG